UGGGGAGGGGGGGCGGCGCACUGGGGGUCACCGCGGUGUUUUGGUAGGUGCUCCAUGACCCCCGUCCGCCACACACGGCGUGAAGAUGAUCGGGUCUCCGGACCUGCUGGCCUUCACCGGGACCGAGGGGUUCGGGGAAGGAGAGGAGGACCGGGAGGGUCUACCGGAAGAGCUCUCCGUCCCCCGGUUACCGCCGUCCAACCCCUGGACCUCCGCCGCCCUGUUUCACAGAGACUUCAUACUGGUGGCGGAAUUCUCAGAGCAGGUGGGACCCAGACCCGUGCUGACGAUACCGGACGUCCCCGGGGUCAUCGGAUCGUUUGACCUCAACCACUUCUCCGUCCGCAUCAUGUCCGUGGACUACCAGGCGUCCGGCCCCUGCCAGGCGGCCCCCGGCCCCCGCCUCAACUUCAGCGAGGACUCCAAAGUGGUGCUGGGAGACUCGGCGGAGGACGCGUUCGCCUACGUCCACCACGUGACCCUGUACGACCUGGAGGCCCGGGGCCUGGUGCGUCCCUUCUGCAUGGCGUACGUGUGCUCGGACCAGGAGAAGCUGACGGAGAACUUCUGCGAGCUGUCGAGCGGCUUCGCCAAGGCCUCCGAGAGCCUGAAGACGGGGAACCGCCAGGCGUUUUCCGCCGAGCUGCAGAGGAGGCUGCAGGAGCUCGAGUACACACGGUCGACUCUGCUGCAGGAGGCAGAAGCUCCGAUGGCGCCCGGCGGCUUCGCGAAGGAGGGAGAAAAGGCAGACGAGCUGGACGCCGUGGAGCGUUCAAUCUCACAGCAUCAAGACCUCCUGCGCCAGGUCACUUCCUACCCAAACAGGAAGCUGAAACAGCCCGACUUCCUGCCUUACGACCCCGCCGACUCCCUCGCCGAUCCGGCUGCCUUGUUGGCCCCGGCGCGCUGCCCCCCCCCCUCCACCUCCACCUCCUUCUCCUCCUCCUGCAGGUCCGAGCGCCGCCUGAAGCCCCUGGAGGAGCUCUGCAACGACUACUUCCUGACGCUGAUGAAGGAGCAGCUCGCCGACGCGGAGCGCCGCCUGCGCGGCGACAAGAGCGUGCUGCGGAUCAACCGCGUCACGCGGGCGAUGGCCAGGAGGAUCACGCUCACCAACUUCCUGUUUGAGUUGUGGAGGCCGGAGGACGGAGACGAGGAGGAGGAGGAGGUGGAGGAGGGGAGAGAGAGCGCCGAGGCGGAGCUGCAGAGGGCGACGUCGAGGGAGAUGGUCGCGCUUCAAUCGGACCCGACGGGCCCGGAGUCCUUCUGCUCCUGCGUGGAGGAGAUCCCCAUCAUGCUGGAGGCGGGGCGAGCUGGGAGGGCGACCCCCGACCCCCCCAUUGCCCCGGAGAUGACGGGGAGCACGAGCAGCGGCGACAGCAUCGAAGUGCUCGGCACCGAGAGGUCCUACCAGACGCAGCGCGGCUCUGACAGCAGAGAAACCCCGGCCGGGUCGACGGACGCCGCUCACCGGCGAGCCGCGGCGGAUUCCGCCGUCCGGAGCGCGCGGACGUACGCCAGACGAGCCGACAGCGAGGACAGCAUCGAGGUGCUGAGCACCACCGAGAUCUUUCCCGACGACCUCACCGCCAUCACGGAGGAGGAGGCGGAGCCCCGGCCUCUGAGCAACGGCUCGGAGCGCAAGGAGGAGGCGGAGCGAGCGCGCGGGGCCGACGGCGUCCUCGGGGAGGAGGAGACGGCGGGCGCGGACACCUCGGCGAACGAGGCCGUCGAGGAGGACAGAGGAGACGAAGAAGCCGUUACAAUAAAGAAGGCGGAGGCCAUCGGAUGCUGGAAGAGCAAUGAAGGCCAAGAAGACGGACGUCCUGAGAAGACGUCCAAACUGCUGCAAGUGCCCGACCUUCACGUGCACUUCAGCGCCCCCGUUGCCGAGGCGGAGGCCGACCGCCCGCCUCCGCCCGGCGCUCCCCUCCGGCUGCUGAGCAUCGACGAGGGGUCCGACUGCGCCAGCGUCGCCGGCUCCCACGACCCGCCCUCUGACCCCCGCUCGGAUCAGAGGCGGAGGAGGAGGAGGAAGGCGGGACUCAGAGCCCUCCGGUUCCUCAAACAGAACUCCUUCUCCCAGCACGCCGUGUUCUGCCUCCUGAGCGGGCGGCCGCUGGUGGUCGCGGGCGGAGACGAGAGCGCGGUGAGGAAGCUGGUGGAGGCUCUGAGCCUCUUCCUGCCCGCCCCCGGGCCCGAUGGCGCCGCCGUGAUGCCGUGUCUGACCGCGCCGCUGCAGCUGAGCGACCUGCUCACCUGGAGGCUCAUAGGAAUACACAGGUCGCCCUCGGGCUCUUCGGCCGGCGCCCUCGGCUCUCUGACCCGCUACCUGGCGCUGUUGGACCUGGACCAGAGGACGCUGCUCGCUCCGUCGUACUCCGGCUGCCUCGUCGGCCGGCUGGCGGACCCCCGCGGCGGCAUCAGCCGCGGCGGCACCUACCUGCUCCACCUGGAGAGCUGCCUGACCGCGCUGGCCAACCGGGCUCUGCUGCACGCCUUCCGCCUGCCGUCGAGUGGCCCCGGCGCCGCCGAGGCGGGCGGGGUCUCGGAGCGGGACGUCCCGCCCGCGCCAGCGACUUGUAGCAGCGAGCACGAUUCGAGAGUGAUGCGUUUCCUGUGUGACCUCAUCACGCGGCGCCACGCGGGACGUGGACCGCCUGCUCUGAGUAUCUCCUACAACUCGGUGCACCUGCACAGAAAUACGCACGCGGCGUGAACUAUAAGAACCAUCGACCAUCCGUGACGACGCCUCGACCAGAGGCAAUGACGCGCGUCGCACGGAGGAACCGCGUUUACGUGUUUUUAUCAAUGAGGCACUUUUUGCUUUUUAUUGGAGUGUGUUUUUAAAAUGAAGGCUUAUAAUUGAGCAGCAAAACAACUGUUACUGACGUGAGAACACUGUUCAUUCAGCAAAGUGCUGCUUGUAGUUUGCAGAUCCUGGUGGUAAUACACGUUUUAUUAUUAACUGAUCUCUCAGGGAUCACGCCAGCUGGAGGAGGUCGUUGAAGCCUGUCAGCAGAGGUUUGAACAAUCUGGAGUUUUUUGAAGACUAAGACAUGAAAGAAGUUAAACUGUAGCUAAUAACAACUUCCUUCUGGUUAACGUUCAAUUUGAUUUGAUUGAUGCAAGUUUAACGCGUGUCUUUACUCUGGAUUCUUAAAUUGAGCAACAUGAGCAAUAAAAAACAUUUCAUAAAAAGUA
Molecule: messenger RNA, 3204 nt
Organism: Gasterosteus aculeatus aculeatus (three-spined stickleback)
Lineage: Eukaryota; Metazoa; Chordata; Actinopteri; Perciformes; Gasterosteidae
Gene: smcr8b
Product: Smith-Magenis syndrome chromosome region, candidate 8b
Cellular component (GO): guanyl-nucleotide exchange factor complex
Molecular function (GO): GTPase activator activity
Source: RefSeq, a predicted model, not a curated record